AGAGUUGGAGCCGAAGAAGAGGCAGCGAAGUCGGACGGAGCGAGAUCCGGAGCUGGGGGUGGGGGGGCGUGUGAGAGUCAACGCGGCCGCGGCGGGGUUCCGAAAACCCGAAAAACAGGUGCAUAAACGCGGCGUUGAUGAGACAGGCAAGCUGGAGGACUUCGACAUGGCAACCGGAGAAACCCUGUACAUCGGGUCGGACGGCUCGGAGAUGCCGACCGAGAUUGUGGAGCUCCACGAGAUAGAAGUGGAGACCAUUCCGGUGGAGACAAUCGAGACCACGGUGGUCGGCGACGACGACGAGGACGACGACGACGACGAGGAGGAGGAGGAGGACGACGACGACGACGACGUCCAGCCCAUGAUUGCGCUCCAGCCGCUGGACGACGACCCGGGAUCCAUCCACCACCAGUACCACCACCACCACCACCAUCCAGAGGUUAUCCUAGUCCAGACGCGCGAGGAGGUGGUCGGCGGGGAUGACUCCGACCUCCACACGGAGGACGGCGGCGGGGGGUUCGAGGACCAGAUCCUCAUCCCGGUGCCGGCCCCCGGCGUGGAGGACGAGUACAUCGAGCAGACGUUGGUGACUGUAGCCGGAAAGAGCUCCAUGGGUCGGAUGAAGCGAGGCGGCGGCUCGGGAGGGAAGAAAGCCGGGAAAAAGAGCUAUCUGAGCAGCUCGGAGGCCGGGGCGAGGAAAUGGGAACAGAAGCAAGUGCAGAUAAAAACUCUGGAGGGGGAAUUCUCCGUGACGAUGUGGGCGUCUGACGACCAUCAAGACAUUGACCACGAGUCGGUGGUGGAGGAGCAGAUCGUGGGCGAGAACUCGCCGCCCGACUACUCCGAGUACAUGACGGGCAAGAAGCUGCCCCCCGGCGGCAUCCCGGGCAUCGACCUCUCCGAUCCCAAGCAACUGGCCGAAUUUGCCAGGAUGAAACCCAGGAAAAUCAAAGAGGACGACGCUCCCCGGACGAUAGCUUGCCCUCAUAAAGGCUGCACAAAGAUGUUCAGGGACAACUCGGCCAUGAGGAAGCACCUGCACACCCACGGCCCCCGCGUCCACGUCUGCGCCGAGUGCGGCAAGGCCUUCGUGGAGAGCUCCAAGCUCAAGCGGCACCAGCUCGUCCACACGGGCGAGAAGCCCUUCCAGUGCACCUUCGAAGGCUGCGGCAAGCGCUUCUCGCUGGACUUUAACCUGCGCACCCAUGUGCGCAUCCACACGGGCGACCGUCCGUACGUGUGCCCCUUCGACGGCUGCAAUAAGAAGUUUGCGCAGUCCACCAACCUCAAGUCGCAUAUCCUCACACACGCCAAAGCCAAGAACAACCAAUGAGACGUCUCCCCUUCCUCUCCUGCCCCGAUGCAGCGCAAAGAAAAACAAAACAGCGAAAAACACUGAACCCCCACCCACCCAAACACGAACACCAUUUCGAAUGGGAAAGAUGGAGUCCCCCCCCACCUCUGUCCCCACACAAAAGACUUGUUUUUACUUGACUGGUUUUCAUGAAUUUUAUUUGCCAUACCGGUGUGCAUAUUGUACACCAGGGGUGCGCAAGUCUGGGCACCCCUGUUGUACACCAAAAGUUCUAUCUUACACUAACUCCCUCUUUGUCGUCAUCAUCUUGUCAGCACAUGAAAUCAAUAAUCACCUAUACUCUCCUAAACGUUUGGACAAAGAGGUUGCGAUUCUUUUAAGCGUGUUACAAAAUCUUUUAGUAGCGUUUCCUGUUUUGUACGAGCGAGCGACGAGAAUCGAGUGUCACUUCCUUUUUUGUUUAGAAUGUGGUGUACAGACUGGAGAAUAAUUACUCCUCCCUUUUUGUCUCCAUGUUGUUGUAUUUCGAAUGGACGCAAUAAAAA
Messenger RNA from Syngnathoides biaculeatus (alligator pipefish), 1860 nucleotides. It is a transcript of the gene yy1b, whose product is annotated as YY1 transcription factor b. Gene Ontology annotation, cellular component: PcG protein complex; transcription regulator complex. The coding region runs from base 167 to 1333 and encodes 388 amino acids. The record is from RefSeq and is a predicted model, not a curated record. NCBI's taxonomy places the organism in Eukaryota, Metazoa, Chordata, Actinopteri, Syngnathiformes, Syngnathidae. The transcript is spliced from 5 exons. Gene Ontology annotation, biological process: regulation of transcription by RNA polymerase II. Gene Ontology annotation, molecular function: DNA-binding transcription factor activity, RNA polymerase II-specific; RNA polymerase II cis-regulatory region sequence-specific DNA binding.